Messenger RNA from Nelumbo nucifera (sacred lotus), 1819 nucleotides. RefSeq lists its product as uncharacterized. The record is from RefSeq and is a predicted model, not a curated record. NCBI's taxonomy places the organism in Eukaryota, Viridiplantae, Streptophyta, Magnoliopsida, Proteales, Nelumbonaceae.
UUCAUGAAAAAAUGUUCACAAUACAGAGUGAGAUGUGGCAGUGAGGUCGGUGUGAAGCGCGCUCCAUGAGGAGCAAUUCCUCUAAAUCGAUCCAAUACCACCCCUGGAACGAGCUACAAUUCCGACUUCCAAACCCACCCACCCACUAUCUGCCAAAAAUCCUUCACAUGUCUUUUGUUUCUAGCGACGUGAUAAAAAGCUUCUCAACUCGUUGAUUGCACUUGUUUCAACAUCAAGUAGUCACGGGGCUUAUUAACUUAAAUAAAAUACCCUUUCCCAAGUCCCAACUUUAUCAUGAUGUUUUAAAAAGCUCUUCAGGGUACAGCUACAACUGUAGAGGCUCUUCUGCUCUGGUAGAAGCUUCUCCUCCCUUUCCCCUGUUUUCUUUCCAUGGAUCCGAGGAUUGUCUGUCUUCUUCUUGUAUCCGUUUUUGCUCCAUCGCUCUCGCUGAAUGCUCAUCAAGCAAAACCCGCUGCCAGAAUCACUGUAAUGGGCGUGGUUUUCUGUGACAUAUGCUCAAACAACACCUUCUCUAGGCACAGCUACUUCUUACCAGAUGUGGACGUUCACAUAGAUUGUGAGUUCAAUGCAAACUCACCCACUGCCUCGGAAAGGUUCUCCUUCUCAGUCAACAGAAAAACAGAUAGAUUUGGCGUUUAUAGGUUGGAAAUCCCAUCAGUUGAUGGAUUUGAAUGCGCAGAUGGACCAGCGAUAGAGUCAUUUUGCAAAGCAAGCUUGAUUGGGAGCUCAUCUUCUUCAUGCAAUGUUCCUGGUUUGAAGACCACGUCUGAUGAGAUAGCAAUCAAGUCAAAGCAAGUCAAUCUCUGCGUUUACAGCUUAAGUGCACUGAAUUACAGACCACGCAAGAGGAAUAUUACCUUAUGCAGAAAUUACAAAGAGGAGUUCUCAAAUUCUUUGAAUUCCUCCAAGUUCUUUUUGCCCUACUUUCCACCAUUUGGUUUUCCUUUACCUCCGUUGCCUCAGUUACCUCCUUUUCCCUCGUUUCCUUUCCCUCACUUGCCACCUUUUCCAUCCUGGUCGUUCCCCCCAAUACCAUUUCUAAACCCACCACCCUCUCUGCCUUUCCCAUUCCCACUCUCCCCAACUCCACCUCUGCUUUUUCCAUCUCCUCCUCCGCCUGCAAUCAACCUGAAGGACCCAAGAACUUGGAUACCUUUAAUCCCUGCUUCCCCUCCACCACCUGCAUUCAACCUUAAAGACCCAAGUACUUGGGUACCUUUAAUCCCUGCCUCCCCUCCACCACCUUCGUUCAACCUGAAGGACCCUAGAACCUAGAUUCCUCUAGUCCCUACCUCCCCUCCACCACCUGCAUUCAACCUAAAGGACCCAAGAACUUGGAUACCUCUAGUCCCUGCCUCCCCUCCUCCACCAUCUGCAUUCAAUCUAAAAGACCCUAAAACUUGGUUACCUUCAGUUCCUGCAUCACCCCCACCGCAUAUUUAAUAGGAGAGACCCCAGAACUUGAACUUUGGAUAUACCUUUCACCCCUCCAUCUCCUCCUACCUACCAUAAAAUCUAGCAUCCAAAAUAGCUUAGCUAUUGCUUUUCAUAUGGUAAGUGACCCUGCGAGCUAUACACUACAUGUGGUCAAGGAGUUAUCAUGUAGGUGUUGAAUACAGCUUAGAGAGAGAGAGAGAGAGAGUAUAUUGGUUUUGUUUCAAUCGUCUUAGGAGUUAGGAGUAGGAAUUGUUGACACAACUUAUGAAAUUCAUGUACAUUGUCUUGACUCUUGAGGAAGACACACAACUACAGUUUAAGAGACAAUACAGGGGCAUCUCCCGUGCUGAUUUUUGAAACA